AUUUACCAUCCCUACUGCCUGUACACACGCGAAAUUUAUGAAAAUUUGUUUUUUCUUUUGGGAAUAAACGAUAAUUAAACCUGAAAACUUCAACUUAAACUCCACGAUUCAAGUGCAAUGGAGACGCUCCUGGAGCAGCAGCGCCGAUACCAUGAAGAGCGCGAGCGCCUCGUUAAGUUGAUGGUGGAUGAGCACGCGACCAAAAAGCCGGGAGAAAAGGAACGCAUUCAUUCGGAGCACAGGCUGAAAUAUCUUAUGGAGCUGCAUCAUAAUGCCACAACACAACUGCGAGACCUUUACGAGGACAAGGACAACGAGAGGAAGCAGGAGAUUGCGGCCCUGUCGGGGCCCAACGAAUUCAACGAGUUUUAUGCCCGCCUAAAGCAGAUCAAGCUGUUCUACAAAUCCCAUCCGGCUGAAGUGAGUGUGCCGCUGUCCGUGGAGUUUGACGACAUGAUCAAGGUAUACAACAAUCCCGAUGACAUGAGUGCGCUCGUGGAGUUUACCGACGAGGAAGGCGGCGGCCGGUAUUUGGAUCUGAACGAGUGCUACGAGCUCUACCUGAACUUGAGGGCUGUCGAAAAGCUAGACUACAUUGCGUAUUUAAUGUCCUUCGAUCAUGUGUUUGAUAUUCCGCGAGAGCGCAAGAACCGCGAGUACAGAAAGUACAUUGAGACACUGAACGAAUACCUGCACAACUUCAUUCUACGCAUUCAGCCGCUGCUGGAUCUGGAGGGGGAACUGGUCAAGGUGGAGCUCGAUUUCCAGCGUCAGUGGCUGCAGGGUACCUUUCCCGGCUGGUCGCUAAAGGAGACCGAGUCGGCGCUGGCCAAUACGGGCGCUCACCUAGAUCUCUCGGCGUUCUCGAGCUGGGAGGAGUUGGCCUCCCUGGGUCUGGAUCGUCUGAAGUCUGCGCUGGUUGCCCUGGGACUAAAGUGUGGCGGCACUCUGGAGGAGCGUGCCCAGCGCUUGUUUUCCACAAAGGGCAAAAGCACCCUCGACCCCGCUCUGAUGGCCAAGAAGCCCAGCGCAAAAAGUGCCAAUGCACAGUCGAAGGAGCAUGAACGCAGCAAAGAUAUCGCCCAACUGGAGGCGCUGCUCUAUAAAUACGCCGAGCUGCUGUCCGAGCAGCGGGCGGCCACCAAGGAGAACGUACAGCGGAAACAGGCGCGCACAGGCGGCGAGCGCGACGAUAGCGAUGUGGAGGCCAGCGAGUCAGAUAACGACGAUGAUCCCGAUGCCGAUGACGUGCCGUAUAAUCCCAAAAACUUGCCCCUGGGCUGGGACGGCAAGCCCAUACCCUACUGGCUGUACAAGCUGCAUGGCCUGAACAUUAGCUACAACUGCGAGAUCUGCGGCAACUUUACCUACAAGGGGCCCAAGGCAUUUCAGCGGCACUUUGCCGAAUGGCGACACGCGCACGGCAUGCGGUGUCUCGGUAUACCCAAUACGGCGCAUUUUGCGAAUGUGACCCAGAUCGAGGACGCCAUCACGUUGUGGGAGAAGCUGAAGUCGCAAAAGCAGAGCGAGCGCUGGAUAGCCGACCAGGAGGAGGAGUACGAGGACUCCCUGGGCAAUGUGGUCAAUCGCAAGACAUUUGAGGACUUGAAGCGUCAAGGACUGCUCUAGAAUAUAUGUAUGUAGGAUAUACACACUGAUUCAAUGUAACAUUUUGAUUUAAUACAAACAAUUAUCAACCGGAAAUAUCAAUCAUCUCAAGCAA
Drosophila guanche is the source of this 1723-nucleotide messenger RNA. It is a transcript of the gene noi, whose product is annotated as splicing factor 3A subunit 3. Gene Ontology annotation, cellular component: spliceosomal complex; nucleus. Lineage: Eukaryota; Metazoa; Arthropoda; Insecta; Diptera; Drosophilidae. The record is from RefSeq and is a predicted model, not a curated record. The transcript has a single exon. Gene Ontology annotation, molecular function: zinc ion binding; RNA binding. Gene Ontology annotation, biological process: mRNA splicing, via spliceosome. Bases 118 to 1629 code for a protein of 503 amino acids.